GCGGCAGGGCGCCAUUUUUCUUUAGUCAUUCACUGCCGCAUUGAGGAAAAUUUUAAUUUUCUAUUACAUUUAUAAACUUGUAAAUACAUCCACACAAAACAUGGGCGUAAAUGUAGAAACAAUCAGUCCUGGAGACGAAUCAACCUACCCGAAGACUGGUCAGACUGUUGUCGUUCAUUACACUGGCACUUUGACAAAUGGGAAAAAGUUUGACUCGUCCCGUGACCGCGGCAAGCCUUUCAAGUUCAGAAUUGGCAAAGGUGAAGUCAUCAGAGGCUGGGAUGAGGGUGUUGCCAAGAUGUCUGUUGGUGAACGAGCCAAGCUGACGUGCUCCUCUGACUAUGCCUAUGGCAAGCAAGGCCACCCUGGAGUCAUCCCUCCUGAUGCAACCCUCAUCUUCGAUGUGGAGCUCAUCCGUCUUGAAUAAACUAUUAAGCCACUAACAACCAUUCACCCACCUUAAAAAAGGUUUUGUUAGAUGAGUUUUCUUAGAGACUUAUAUCUACUCAUUCGAGUGACCUGUUUCACAUGCCAAUGAGUUUAAAAUUCCUUGGAAUUUUAAAUAUAACUUUUUCACUGAACUGUCCAUGGAUAAGGUUUUUUUAAGAAAGACACUGGCCACAAAAUGCACGAAUUAUUUGAAUGCUUUGAACUGUUUGUGUCUAGCCCCAAACAUUACUUUUCAAUCAGAAUGUUCCCAGAAAUAUUUGUUUUUGCAGUUGAUUUCUUACACAUUUCUGUCAUAAAAUGAUACCUUAAGAAAUGCCCUAUCUUAUUAUAUUAAUUAGACUAAGAUUUUAGUUUCCAUAUAAGUUGCGCGAGCUUGACAGUUGAGUGAUUAUUUAACACAAAAAAGUGCUAGCUAGUCAAUCGUUUAAUUAUCUCAGAUUAAACUUUUAAGCGGUAUAGUGCAAUGGUAGCAGUAGAUCCCGAGAAUUAUGUGAAACUGUCUAACAAACCUCCAUUUUAGUCAUUCAUGGAAAUUUCACUAAUGAUUAGUGAUGCCAGAGUUCAUAUUUCCAUCUGGCAUGGUAAGAAAAUUAUGGUCAACAUUCCAGCAGCAUUUUAUUGUCAAAUCUCAAAUGUUUGAAGUGUUCAUUAAUUUACAGAGUCAAUUUUGUAUAGCCGUGUAUGUAUUUAGAUGUUUGCUAUUUUUUACAUCAAUAAUUCUCUUCAGCAUUGUUAAGCAGAAAACAAUCUGUGGGCAUUUUUGAGGCCAGCGAAAAUUUGUUCUACAGCCUAUGCAUUGGUACACAGAAAUGCCUGCUUUCUGCUUGACAUUCUCAAUUACUUUAUGCGCAACUGUAAUUAAUGAAGUCUGUUUUUAUAUGAGCACAUUAUCUUGUCCUCUGGAAUGAAUUACCAAAUACAUCUGUCUUUGAAAGCUUUAUUGUGUAAGGAGAAAUAAAUAAUUGUAAACCUGGAAACUCUUUUAUUUAUUAAAAUUAAAUCAGCC
Molecule: messenger RNA, 1456 nt
Organism: Chilo suppressalis (striped riceborer)
Lineage: Eukaryota; Metazoa; Arthropoda; Insecta; Lepidoptera; Crambidae
Source: the annotation of a GenBank genome assembly